Messenger RNA from Physcomitrium patens, 3284 nucleotides. RefSeq names its product granule-bound starch synthase 2, chloroplastic/amyloplastic. The record is from RefSeq and is a predicted model, not a curated record. Gene Ontology annotation, molecular function: alpha-1,4-glucan glucosyltransferase (UDP-glucose donor) activity. NCBI's taxonomy places the organism in Eukaryota, Viridiplantae, Streptophyta, Bryopsida, Funariales, Funariaceae.
GUGAGACGGGGCCAUUCGCUCCGAGUGGAAUCGCGAUGAAUCAGGUCUUGCGAAAAUAGUUGAAUUUUUUACGGUGUUGUAGAAUUUGGCAAAGCAUAAUUAAUGGUUGGCAGUGAGUGAGCGAGUGAGUGUUAGUUUUGUAAUGAAGUUUGUGACGCGGAGUGUGUCUUGGACUUCGACGAUGGGGCUUGAGUGAUGUGGACGACGAGUGAGGAGGAGGAGAAAUCCGUUUCGGAGUUCAUUGUUGUGGAAUUUGAUGUUGAGAGUGUGUGUGUGUGUGUGUGUUGAGUGGGUGAGGGUGUCUGGAGUUGCAAUGUGGGAGGAAGAGCAAGCAGUGGUGCAGGUGAGAGAGAGUGAGAGCGAGUAGAGAGGCAAGAGGCGGCCAUAGCGUGUAGGCAAUUGGAGGUGAAGGUCGUGAUCUGUUGUGCGACUUGGCGUUGCGAGAUUGUGGUGGGAAUGUGACCUUGGAGCGGUGAGUGCUUGGGGUGCGAGCAAUUGUUGUGGAGGCGGCAGAAUUUGGAAGGUGGGAGUAAGGGUGUUGGUGAUUUGGUUGGGGUGGGGUGAGAGAUGGAGGCAAGCGUGGCAAUGGCGAUGCUGGAAUGUACAGCGUCGUUGCCGUCGACGCUCUGCACAUCCUCCUCAGGGAAAAUUUCGAGCUCGGUGUCGGGGACGGGGUUGGCAUGCUUUCCCAUGCAGGGGAGAAGUUGGGCCAAGUUGAAGCAAUGCCAUGGGGGGAUGUGGAAGGGAGCGCAUCGGAGGACCGUGAUUACCAGAGCACAGGUCGGGAAGAAAGGGCCCGCGGGUGGUGGAGGAAGGAAGGAUAGGGGGGUGAUGUUGGAUGAGAGCAAGAAGUUGCUGGCAAUGCAGAAGGAGUUGCUUGAUAAGAUUGAGGAGAGGCAGAAGUUGUUAUCUUCGUCAGGCCAACCUUCAGCUAGUAUUGGUGUUGAUCAAUUGAGCGAACCUAAACCUAGCAUAUCUCAGUCAACUGUGGAAGUUUCUGAAGCUUCCUCUAGCACACAGACGGCCCCUUCUGAAACAUCCGAUAGGUCUGGUAGUGCUGUUGCUCAGCCUUAUUCUCCUGGGAUCAGUAUGCCUGAUGGGCAGCAGAAAGAAAGUACAGAUUUUCACAGUGACCAUGGUCGUGUGGGCACUGCUGGCAAUGUUUCAGAGAUGCCUCAACCAGCAGCAGUUGAGGCCGAAGCUGCAGCGCCUAGUGAAGCUGAAAAGCCACCCCCAUUGGCUGGACCUAAUGUGAUGAACGUCAUCGUCGUUGCUGCGGAAUGCGCGCCGUGGUCUAAAACAGGGGGUUUGGGGGACGUUGUGGGAGCACUUCCUAAGGCGCUCGCUCGCAGGGGUCAUCGCGUAAUGGUUGUGGCACCUCGAUACAGUAAUUAUAAUGAUGCAUGGGAAACAGGAAUACGCAGGAUUUACAAUGUGUCUGGACAGGAUAUGGAGGUUGGAUAUUUUCAUUGUUUCUUGGACGGUGUUGAUUAUGUUUUUAUUGACAAUCCUAUCUUUCAUGCAUAUGCCAACAACAUCUAUGGCGGAUCACGAGAGGAUGUGCUGAAUCGCAUGAUUCUACUCAGCAAAGCUGCUGUGGAGACCCCAUGGCAUGUCCCUUGCGGUGGUGUGUGCUAUGGUGAUGGAAACCUAGUAUUCAUUGCCAACGACUGGCAUACAGCGUUGGUACCGGUUUAUCUGCAGGCUCACUAUCGGGAUAACGGUUACAUGAAAUUCGCUCGAUCAGUGCUGGUCAUUCAUAAUAUGGCUCAUCAGGGGAGGGGACCACUGAAGGACUAUGGAAAAUUAGGUCUACCUGAUCACUAUAUCAGUAAAUUUCGGCUUUACGAUCCGCAAGGAGGGGAGCACAACAACAUCUUCAUGGCAGGUCUCAUUACAGCACACCGCAUCGUAACUGUAAGCCAUGGCUAUGCAUGGGAGGUACAAACACCGGAGGGAGGUUGGGGAUUGGAUGGGGUAAUCAGGGACCACAACUGGAAGCUGAGAGGUGUAGUGAAUGGUAUCGAUGACAAAGAAUGGAAUCCAGAUUUAGAUGUCCAUCUGAAAAGUGAUGGUUACACCAAUUACGACAUCGAAACUUUAGAUUCUGGCAAAGCGGCAUGCAAGGCAGCGUUGCAGAAAGAAUUGGGAUUUCCAGUGCGUCCUGAGGUGCCUUUGCUUGGAUUCAUAGGCCGGCUCGACUCCCAAAAGGGAAUAGAUAUAAUAGCACAGGCCAUGCCAUGGCUGGUGACCCAGGAUAUCCAACUGGUAAUGCUUGGAACCGGACGCAAAGAUUACGAAGACAUGUUGCGACAUUUUGAGGGUGCAUAUCGGGACAAAGUGCGGGGAUGGGUCGGUUUUUCUGUGCAGACGGCCCAUAGAAUCACUGCUGGUGUCGAUAUUUUGUUGAUGCCGUCCAGAUUCGAGCCAUGUGGACUGAACCAGCUGUACGCAAUGCGCUACGGCACAGUACCAGUUGUGCAUGCUGUUGGUGGUCUGAAGGACACAGUGCAGCAAUUCAACCCCUUCAAUGAAUCAGGCCUGGGAUGGACCUUCGACGGCCUGAACGCAGAUGCUUUUAUCCACGCCCUUGGAAAUGCCAUGUGGACCUACCUUGAUUUCAAGACUAGCUGGAAGGGUAUCCAGCAACGAGGCAUGUCCCAGAACUUGAGCUGGGACCACGCAGCCCAGCAGUACGAGGAAGUCCUCCUUGCAGCCAAGUACACUUGGUAACCAACUUGUCUCAGCUCUGCCAUUUGUGCAGCACAUUAACUUCUUAUGGAUUUUCUCGCAAUCGUCUCUGGCGAGCUUCUUCAUCGCUGCAUCAGAUCACAUUUCAAUCUGGAGCUGUAGAUAUAUUUUUGCGUUGCAAAUGCUGGUGAUCUAGUUCAGGAUCUCCACCUCCAAGCUGAGUCCAGUUUAUCAGCUGGAUUUUAGUGCGUGGAGGGGAUUAUCGAAGUUUGAAAAUCCUCUUUCCUUGAAAGGUGCACACUCAUCUGGCAAAGGCUACCAUUUUUGGUUCCUUCCUGUCUGAAGGCAUCCUACAGCUCUAUUUCUCAAGGUGGGUAGCUUUUCCAAGGUCUGAAAUGGGGAGGGUCAAAUUGAGCUGAUAAGAUUGUAUCGUAACAUGAUAAGGAGGCGCCCUACUAAUUGAUGUUAAAGGAUGAGUGACCACUCUGGAAUAGCUUGUGAAGACAUGGAAUACAUGCUUCUUGUUAUUAUGCAAGUCUGGAAUUGCAUUCUUUUAUUUGUAAUCAGAUCCUUUUUUACCACUUUGUAACUCA